AUGGGUUUUAAAACAUUAGAAAAAAUUAAUCAAGAGCUUAUUAAUAAUUCAAAAAAAUAUCAUGGAGUAUCUAAAUCAGAUAUUAGAUAUCAAGAAUGUUUGACUAUAUUACAUGUUCUUGGAAAAUACUCUGGUUGUAUUCCAGAGCAUAGUGGUCAAAUAAUUCUACAAAUGUUUAAAUUUUCCAAUGAUUCAAUUCGAUAUCAUCUUCUUUUAAAUUAUGUGUUGAAAAUAAUCAAGUCUGAUGAAUUUUGUUUAAAUGAAAUAGAUGAAAAUAAUGAUGAUGCAUUUGAAAGACGAGUAGAUAAAUUACAAGAUAUUAUUGAAUUUAUUAAUCAUAUUCAAAAAUCUUUCAAGUUAUUGUCAAUUAAUGACAUGCCAAAAUCUGUUAAAGUAAAUCAAUCAUUGAUAAAUGAUCCUUGGAUUAAGAUUUAUAAUAUGUGUCAAACGGACGAAGAAAGAAAUAGACUUAUUCAAGAAUCAUACUUAGAAUUAAGAAUUGCAUUAAGUCUUGCAAAAUUACGUAAAAAUUUUCUCUACAAGAUCACUAGCGAAGAUAAUGAAAGAACCCAUCAAAUAUCUUACCUUGAAAAAAGGUUUAAAGAUAAUCUUGGACUUGUAUACUUUCAAAAUAUCAAUUAUGAUGAUUCAAAAGUUCUAAAUCGUUAUAAAAAUAUUAGUUCAGAUUUUAUUUUAGAUAAAAUUAUAAUAGAUGGUUAUCUUCAAUAUGGGAUAUUUAAAGAAGAAAAAUAUGGUAGUUGUGAUGUAUUAAUUCAACAUGUGAUUAAAGAUUUAAAUGAUUCAUAUAAUAUUAUUACAGAUAAAUAUUUUGAAAAAAAUAAGAUAGAUAUACAUUCUCUAGAAAGUAUAAAAACUUUAUUGUAUUCGUUAAGUUAUAUUAAAGAUGACACAGAAUAA
Cetraspora pellucida is the source of this 918-nucleotide messenger RNA. Lineage: Eukaryota; Fungi; Glomeromycota; Glomeromycetes; Diversisporales; Gigasporaceae. The record is from the annotation of a GenBank genome assembly.